AUGCCUAAAUGCAAUGCAAGAGAUGACUGGUUUUUUAAAGAUGAUAUGCAAGGAUACAAAGUAUCAGAUUGGGGCAGAAAAACUGAUUGUUCUAGUGAAAUAUUUUGUUCUAUUUGUAUAUGUACUGUUGAUGUUAAAAAAGGUUUUCAAAGUCUGACUCAACAUGCAGCUACCAAAAAACACAAACAAAAUUCCCACAUAAAGCUUAAUAUUAAACAACUAACAUUAACUACAAGUACAAAUACUUGUUUACUUGAUUACUUGAUUACUUAA
Molecule: messenger RNA, 273 nt
Organism: Macrosiphum euphorbiae (potato aphid)
Lineage: Eukaryota; Metazoa; Arthropoda; Insecta; Hemiptera; Aphididae
Source: the annotation of a GenBank genome assembly